AAAAUAAAGAAAAAUAAUAAUAAAAAAAUAACUACACCCAGGAAGAGGGAACAACACAGCACAACUUUGCGUUUCAAGGUCUGAGAACAGAAGAGAGAACACUUUGCUUUCUCUUUCUUCCUUCAAUCGCUAGGGUUUCUCGAUUCACAGCUAUAUCGGGAUUCGUCGUUGGUUUUGCUACAAUUUGUGGACUUUCACGCCCAAAAUCUGGUUCCUCUGUGCGUUGAUCUGAGUCAAUUAGGGUUUUUGCAUGAGUCCUCCUGCUGAAUUGAAGAUGGAAGAUGGCAAGCCUUCAGUUACCUCGCCUGAUAAUGGCGACCAAGUCGAGUCUCGCUUCCUUGAGUUUUGCAAGAAUGGGCUGGCAUUGGAAGAGAGAAGCUGUAAAGAGGCAAUGAAUAUGUUUGGAGAAACCAAACAUAUUCUACUGACAAAUUUUUCGUCGAUGGGGAAUGGAACGUCUGAAGAAGCAGAGCGGUAUUGGUUUGCUUUUAUUUUAUACUCUGUCAAGAAAUUGAUUCAGAACAAUGUGGAGAGUGGGAAGGAAGAGACUGAGAACACUGGGCUUACCUUGUGUCGUAUAUUGAGAGCAGCUAAGCUAAACAUUGCAGAUUUUUUUAAAGAACUUCCACAGUUUGUUGUUAAGGCUGGUCCAAUUUUAAGCAAUAUAUAUGGUUCAGAUUGGGAAAACAGGCUUGAGGCAAAGGAGAUGCAUGCCAAUGCUAUUCACUUGAAGAUUCUUAGCAAGUACUAUAAACGUGUAUUUGGAGAAUUCUUCGUGGCAACUGAUGCAAAUGUUGAAAAGAACUCAUCUGUUACUGUUCAGGCAUCUGAAUACCAUCGAUUUGGAUGGCUACUUUUCUUGGCACUUCGUGUACAUGCUUUCAGCCGUUUCAAAGACUUGGUGACUUGCACCAAUGGUUUGAUUUCAAUCUUGGCCAUCUUAAUUAUUCAUGUUCCUGCUCGUUUUCGGAAUUUCAACAUUCAUGACUCCUCACGCUUUGUUAAGAAAAGUAACAAAGGUGUGGACCUCCUUGCAUCACUUUGCAACAUAUAUAACACUUCUGAAGAUGAGUUGAGGAAAACCAUGGAGAAAGCCAAUAAUGUAAUAGCAGAUAUAUUGAAGAAGAAGCCCUGUUUAGCAUGUGAUUGCGAGAAUGAAAACCUAGAGAAUAUCGAUAAAGAUGGUUUGACCUGUUUUAAAGAUCUGAUGGAGGAAUCAUCUCUACCUUCAAGUUUAAAUAUCUUAGAAAAAGAUUAUGAUUACAUGAUUCGCAACAAGAGUGAAUUGGAUGAGAGAUUAUUUAUUAAUGAGGAUGACAGCCUAUUAGCUUCAGGAAGCUUGUCUGGAAGUUCUAUUUCAGCAGGUGGUGUAAAGAGGAAAAUUGAUUCAAUGGCAUCACCUGCUAAGACUAUUACAAGUCCACUCUCACCUCAUCGCUCCCCUGCAUCCCAUGCUAAUGGGAUUCCAGGUAGUGCAAACACAAAGAUGACAGCCACCCCUGUAAGCACGGCAAUGACUACUGCAAAGUGGCUUCGCACUGUCAUUUCUCCACUUGCAUUGAAGCCCUCUCCAGAGCUGGAACGGUUUUUGAUAUCAUGUGACAGGGAUGUUACAAGUGAUGUGGUGCGCAGAGCACAGAUUAUAUUGCUGGCUAUAUUUCCUAGUAGUCCCCUUGGAGAACGAUGUGUAACCGGAAGCCUGCAAAGUGCAAACCUCAUGGACAAUAUAUGGGCGGAACAACGAAGAUUGGAAGCAUCAAAGUUAUACUACAGGGUAUUGGAAGCAAUGUGCAGAGCAGAAGCCCAAGUACUUCAUGCAACUAAUUUAACCUCUCUACUAACUAAUGAGAGGUUCCAUCGAUGUAUGCUUGCAUGUUCUGCAGAAUUAGUCCUGGCAACUCACAAGACCGUAACAAUGUUGUUCCCUGCUGUAUUGGAGAGGACUGGAAUUACAGCCUUUGAUCUUAGCAAGGUGAUCGAAAGCUUCAUUAGGCAUGAAGAAUCUCUCCCAAGAGAAUUGAGGCGACAUCUGAAUUCGCUGGAAGAGCGGCUUUUGGAAAGCAUGGUAUGGGAAAAGGGUUCUUCGAUGUAUAAUUCUUUAGCAGUUGCUAGACCUGCCCUUUCUGCAGAGAUAAAUCGUCUUGGACUGCUAGCUGAACCAAUGCCAUCAUUGGAUGAAAUCGCAAUGCAUAUUAACUUCUCUUGUGGAGGGCUUCCACCUGUACCAUCCGUGCCUAAGCUUGAGACUUCACCAACUCAGAAUGGGGAUACCAGAUCACCAAAGCGGCUUCGUACAGAAUUUCGAAAUGUGUUAAUGGAACAAAAUUCUUUUACUUCACCGGUGAAAGAUCGGUUGCUUCCCUUCAGCAACCUCAAGUCAAAGCUACCCCCACCUCCUCUGCAGUCAGCAUUUGCCAGUCCAACAAAACCAAAUCCAGGAGGUGGAGGGGAAACAUGUGCAGAAACUGGGAUCAACAUCUUUUUUGGCAAGAUCGUUAAGUUGGGAGCAGUCAGAAUAAGUGGCAUGGUUGAAAGACUACAAUUAUCUCAGCAGAUAAGGGAGAAUGUGUACUGUCUUUUCCAGCGGAUCCUAAAUCAAUGGACAUCUCUCUUUUUCAACCGCCAUAUUGACCAAAUCAUCUUGUGUUGUUUCUAUGGAGUUGCAAAGAUUUCACAACUUAACCUAACUUUUAGGGAGAUCAUAUACAACUACAGAAAGCAACCACAAUGCAAACCCCAGGUUUUCCGUAGUGUAUUUGUUGAUUGGUCAUUGUUACGCCGAAAUGGGAGAACAGGACAGGAGCAUGUUGACAUCAUUACAUUUUACAACGAAAUAUUCAUUCCCUCUGUAAAGCCGCUGCUGGUUGAACUUGGCCCUGGUGGAGCAACUACAAAAGGCGACCGAAUACCUGAAGUUAAUAAAAAUGAUGGUCAAUGUCCAGGAUCUCCUAAAAUAUCACCUUUCCCAACCCUUCCUGAUAUGUCUCCAAAAAAAGUGUCCGCCACUCACAAUGUAUAUGUCUCUCCAUUACGAUCCUCUAAGAUGGAUGCUCUAAUAUCACAUAGCUCAAAAAGCUACUAUGCAUGUGUUGGGGAGAGCACUCAUGCAUAUCAGAGCCCUUCAAAAGACCUAACCGCCAUCAAUAACCGAUUGAAUGGCAACCGGAAGGUCAGAGGUCCCCUCAAUUUUGAUGAUGUUGAUGUGGGCUUGGUUAGUGACUCUAUGGUUGCAAACAGCCUCUAUCUCCAAAAUGGAAGUUGUGCAUCAUCAUCAGGUGCACCAUUGAAGUCUGAGCAACCUGACUCUUAAAUUAAAUGUUGUGUAUAUUCUGCUUGUCUCCUUUCUUGAGUCCAUACUAGCUGCUUUAUGAGAAGAAGGGGUAUUGUAUGAGCGGGGUGAGAUUGUAGAAUGCCGCCACUGCCCCGUGUACUUUUGUGUUAGGUAUUUAAUGCAGAAUGUAGGUCUCUAAUUAGCUAAUCAAUAAAAGCUUCCUUUUCUAGUUCAACAUGGUCUUUUUCUUUCUUUAUUUAAGGAAAUUUUUUAACUUUUAAAAUGCUGAGAGAUAUGCUACAUAGUACAUACAUUUCACCUGU
Molecule: messenger RNA, 3594 nt
Organism: Abrus precatorius (Indian licorice)
Lineage: Eukaryota; Viridiplantae; Streptophyta; Magnoliopsida; Fabales; Fabaceae
Product: retinoblastoma-related protein 1
Exons: 18
Coding region: 251-3310 (1019 amino acids)
Biological process (GO): negative regulation of G1/S transition of mitotic cell cycle; cell differentiation; regulation of transcription by RNA polymerase II
Cellular component (GO): nucleus; chromatin; transcription regulator complex
Molecular function (GO): RNA polymerase II transcription regulatory region sequence-specific DNA binding
Source: RefSeq, a predicted model, not a curated record